AUGUCCGAUACUACCCCUACCGAGCCUCGGGUUAAGCCCACCAAGCCCGAUGAGGAGGCCUACAAGGCCAGUUUGGCUCAGGCUGAGAAGGAACACACUGCCGCUCAGGAGAAAUUGAAUGAAAUCAAGGCCAAGUUGGACGGCGCCAAGCCCAACAACCAGGACUCCCCCGUCGCCAAAAAGCAGCAGGAACUCCGCGCCGAACUCUCGUCGAUCCGCCAGAAGCAGUCCGGCUUCAAGUCCUCCCGGUCCAGCACCCAGGAGAAGAUCAAUGGCCUGGAAUCGACCCUGAAGGCUCGUAUUGCCGAGCAGAACAACUCGCGCAGCAAGAUGUCAUUCAAGAAUGUCGAGGAGAUCAACCGGGAGAUCGCCCGUCUCGAGAAGCAGGUCGACUCUGGCACUUUGCGACUGGUGGAUGAGCGCAAGGCCCUUUCCGACAUCUCGCAGUUGCGCAAGCAGAGCAAGGGUUUCGCCGGUCUCGAGGACGCCCAGAAGGGCAUUGACGAGCUGAAGGCUCAGAUCUCUGCGCUCCGCAAGACUAUGGAUAACCCGGAGGCUAAGGCCCUGAGCGAUAAGUACGCCGAGAUCCAGAAGGAACUGGAUGCCAUCAAGGCCGAGCAGGAUAGUGUCUACAAGAACCUCAACGCCCUGCGGGACGAGCGUACUAAGCUGCGCAACGACCAACAGAAGAAGUACACUGCCAUCCGCGAGAUCAAGGACACCUACUUCAAGGCCCGUCGUGCCUACAAGGAGUACGAGGAUGAGGCAUGGCGUGUGCGCCGUGAGCGCCAGAAGGCUGAGCGCGAUGCCUUUGAGCGCGAGAAGCGCAAGAAGGUCGCUGACAAGAAGCUCGAGGAGGCUUCUGCCCUCGCCUACGUCGACGAGAUCCUCACCGCUCAGGGCCUCAUCCGUCACUUCGACCCUACUUACGACUUUGCUGCUCUUGGCUUGGACAGCAAGAAGGAUGAGGGUAGCAACUUCCGUGCUGGUGUCGGCCGCACUGUGGAUGACUCUGCCAUCAAAGGCAUGAAGGUUGUGCGCAAGGAUGACGAGGAGGACUACUUUGUCGGCACUGGCGGCAAGAAGGGCAAGAAGGGUGGCAAGAAGGGUGGUGCUCCCGAGACCAAGUUCAACAUGAACGUCGGAAUUAUUGAGGAGUUUACCAAGGUCAAGAUUGAUCCCCCCAUGAACCAGUCGGAUGUCCCCGCUGCGAUUGAGAAGCUGGCCGCUAAGAUCACUGAGUGGAAGAGCACCCAGGCCAGCAAGACCGAGGAGAACAUUAAGAAGGCCAAGGAGGAGAUUGCCCGCCUUGAGGAGGAGGAGGAGAAGGCCGCCCGCAGCACCGACACCGCCAGAAAGCCCGCAAAGGCCAACGGUCUCCCUACCGCCGAAGCCGAGCUGGCCCAGGAGGAGGAUGCUGUUGCCGAUGCAUCGGAGGAGCUUAAGAAGGCUUCCCUGGAGGACCAAGCAUAG
This is a messenger RNA of Penicillium odoratum, 1473 nucleotides long. RefSeq names its product putative nuclear segregation protein (Bfr1) (gene bfr1). The transcript has 3 exons. Gene Ontology annotation, cellular component: nuclear outer membrane-endoplasmic reticulum membrane network; ribonucleoprotein complex; endoplasmic reticulum. The record is from RefSeq and is a predicted model, not a curated record. Gene Ontology annotation, biological process: intracellular mRNA localization. NCBI's taxonomy places the organism in Eukaryota, Fungi, Ascomycota, Eurotiomycetes, Eurotiales, Aspergillaceae. The coding region runs from base 1 to 1473 and encodes 490 amino acids. Gene Ontology annotation, molecular function: mRNA binding.